UUCCUGUUUCUAAUAAUGCCUUCUUUUGCCACAUGUAGUUUUUGGGUCACAGUGGUGCAUCCACUAUUUCCUGUGAAGUUGUCUAUUGCUAAUGCCCCACCUGAUGGCACAAACCCAGUACAGAAUGUGGAAAGAUCAUUUCAACUGACAAGAGCUGACAGAGAUAUGUUACUAAAACCAGACCAUGACGUGCAGGCAUGGUGUAUGCUUCUCAAUGAUAAGGUUCCAUUUAGAAUGCAGUGGCCUCAAUAUUCAGAUCUACAGGUCAAUGGUAUUCCAGUCCGCACAACUAAUAGACCUGGCUCGCAAUUGCUAGGAGCUAAUGGUCGUGAUGAUGGUCCAGUUAUCAAAACUUUUACUAGGGAGGGUUUAAAUAAGAUUUCUUUACAAGGAUGUGAUGCUCGCAUCUUCUGUAUAGGGAUCAGAAUUGUAAAGCGGUGCACAAUUCAACAGGUCCUAAACAUGAUUCCAAAAGAAACAGAAGGUGAGCGUUUUGAAGAUGCUCUUGCCCGUGUUUGCCGCUGUAUUGGCGGAGGAAAUACUACAGAAAAUGCUGAUAGUGACAGUGACUUGGAAGUUGUUGCAGAUUCAGUUACUGUCAACCUCCGUUGCCCAAUGAGUGGCUCAAGAAUAAAAACUGCUGGCCGAUUCAAACCUUGUGCCCAUAUGGGCUGUUUUGAUCUGGAAACAUUUGUGGAGCUUAACCAACGUUCUAGGAAGUGGCAAUGCCCCAUUUGCCUAAAGAACUACUCCUUGGAAAAUAUCAUCAUUGAUCCAUAUUUCAAUCGUAUCACUACUAUGAUGCUGCAUUGUAGUGAAGAUGUAACCGAGAUUGAUGUGAAGCCAGAUGGUUCUUGGCGUGCAAAGAAUGAAAAUGAACAUAGAGAUCUUGCGCAGUGGCACUUCCCUGAUGGUUCUCUUUCUGUCACUUUAAACAAUGAUGCAAAACUGAACUUGGAAACCUCAAAGCAGAUAAAACAGGAAGGUGUUUCAGAGGAGCAUACUGGUCUGAAACUAGGUAUCAGGAAGAAUAGUAAUGGAUUUUGGGAAUUCAGCAAAGCAGAGGAUGUGCACUGCCCCUCUUCUGGGAACUGCUUACCAGAAAAGGUCAUUCCAAUGAGCAGUAGUGCCACUGGAAGCUGUAGAGAUGGUGAAGAUCCAAGUGUUAAUCAGGAUGGUGGUGGGCAUUUUGACUUCUCUGCCAACAAUGGCAAUGAGCUAGAUUCUCUGUCUUUGAAUUUUGAUCCAUAUCGAGUUGGUAACAGAAGUUCUUCUGGGCCAGUAGUGGAUGCAAAUGUUAUUGUUCUCACUGAUUCAGAAGAGGAGAAUGAAAAAUUUCCUUCUAAUGAAGUUGUGUAUCAGAACUGUCAAUCUGUAGCCACUGGGAUUCCUUAUCCUGUUGCCCCUACCAAAGUUCCAGAUUCAUACCAAGAAGAUCAAGGGGGGAACUCAUGCCUGUUCUUCAGUGGCAACAAUGAUGACUUUGGGAUGCCUCUCUGGCAACUUCCAUCUGGUACUCAAGCAGGUCCAGGUUUUCAACUAUUUGGUACGGAUACAGAUGUCUCAGAUGCUUUAGUUGGAAUGCCAAAUACUUCUGCUUCUUGUCCAACAUCAAUGAAUGGAUACACUUUGACUCCAGAUAUGCCUUUGGGUUCUUCAACAAAAGUUCCAGAUCCUUCUGCUUGUCAUUCCAACACUGACAUAAAUGAUGGUUUGGUUGAUAAUUCCUUGGCAUUUGGUGGGGAUGAUCCCUCCCUGCAAAUUUUCCUUCCUACUCAACCAGCCAGUGUUUCAGCACAGUCUGAUACAAGAGACCAACCUGAUUUAGCCAAUGGUAUUCGUGCUGAGGACUGGAUUUCUCUUAGGCUUGGUGGUAGUGGUGGUGGCAGUAGGGGCCAUGGUGAGUCUGGAGCCACAAAUGGAUUGAAUUCAAGAAACCAGCUUGCAUCCAAGGAGGGUAGGAUGGAAGCUUUAGCCAACACUGCCUCUUUGCUUCUGAGCAUGAACGGCAAUAGGCCUGACAGGAUAACCACAAAUAAGCAAAGGUCAGAUGGCCCUUUCUCACAUCCUCGCCAACCACGGUCUGUUAGACCAAGGUUGGACCUCUGUAUAGACCUAGACUCUGAUUAGGGGGUAUGGCUGCUGGCUGUGGGAUCAAAACCUCUUCUGCUUUGAAAUUGGAGUGGCUGCAUUUGGAUGCACUGCUUGAGAGAGAUUUUUGGUGAUUGGUUCCCUUCCUGAAUUUCAAUUUGGUGUCUGUAUUUAAAAAUAGAGAUAGCGAAAACAUCAUUUUCCUCCUGAUGAGAAAGGGUUCUCUGACAUGGUGCAAAGUACUCACUGCACAGAAGUCAAUCCAGCAGGAUCUCUGUUGCAUUAUUGAUCCAAAAAAAAAGGAUCUCUGUUGCAUUCAGAAUUUUAUUGGGAAUUCCUGAUUCAUUCUCUGUUGGUGAGCCUUGACAGCCAGAUCUUUUAUCUAUUAUGUGUUAUUUUUUCUAGGAUUGAAUGUCAUACUAACAACCUUUUCCACCUAGCAGGGUUAAUACCUUUACUUUUUCCCCCAAAAAUUGAAUUUUGCAGGUGCAGUUUUGUUGUGUCUGCACUAAGUUGUACAUUAAGGGAGAUAAUCAUAUGAGGUCGGUAAAUAUAGUUAAGUGACCAUCCCAUGGGUGCAAGCAAGAGGAAGCCACCCACUCCCCGCAUUCAUUUUGUAAGUUGUAACACAUACACACAUUUUACUGAGAACCAGAAAUCAAUGGAAACAAUUUGGCAAGUGUGCUUUGACCCUGCUUUGUUUUCUGUACUUCCUAUAUGUAUUGUUAAUAUUACUACCCACAUGGACAUGGUUGAUUCUUGGUGAUAUGCAUUGGGAAUUUGGCACA
Messenger RNA from Nelumbo nucifera (sacred lotus), 2879 nucleotides. NCBI's taxonomy places the organism in Eukaryota, Viridiplantae, Streptophyta, Magnoliopsida, Proteales, Nelumbonaceae. The record is from RefSeq and is a predicted model, not a curated record.